This is a messenger RNA of Komagataella phaffii GS115, 2718 nucleotides long. Its product is annotated as Catalytic subunit of the Dcp1p-Dcp2p decapping enzyme complex. Gene Ontology annotation, cellular component: P-body; cytoplasm. Gene Ontology annotation, molecular function: 5'-(N(7)-methylguanosine 5'-triphospho)-[mRNA] hydrolase activity; RNA binding; manganese ion binding. The transcript has a single exon. The record is from RefSeq and is a predicted model, not a curated record. Gene Ontology annotation, biological process: deadenylation-dependent decapping of nuclear-transcribed mRNA; nuclear-transcribed mRNA catabolic process, nonsense-mediated decay. Lineage: Eukaryota; Fungi; Ascomycota; Pichiomycetes; Pichiales; Pichiaceae. The coding region runs from base 1 to 2718 and encodes 905 amino acids.
AUGAGUAUUCAAUUGCGAGAUGGAUUCAUAAAUGAAUCACAGGAUAAAGUUUUAGAGGAUCUGCUUGUCAGAUUCGUUGUUAAUUGUCCACCAGAAGAUCUCUCCAGCAUCGAAAGAGUAUUCUUCCAGAUAGAAGAAGCUCAGUGGUUUUAUACAGAUUUUGUCAGACAGCUAAACCCACAACUGAAGAACCUCUCUAUGAAGACUUUCUCCCAAAAGAUUAUAGAAAAAUGUCCCUUGAUUUGGCGCUGGGGCAACCCAGAAGAUGCUUUGGUCAGAUUUGGAAAGUACAAGUCCACCAUCCCAGUCAGAGGUUGUGCGCUGUUCAACAGUGAUUAUACCAAACUCCUACUAGUUCAAGGUUAUCAGUCCAAAAGCUGGGGAUUUCCCAGAGGUAAAAUUUCCAAGGCAGAGUCCGAUUUAACGUGUGCAUUGAGAGAAUUGAAAGAAGAAACAGGUUUUGAUGCCUCUAAUUACAUUGAUGAAAAUGAAUAUAUUGAACGAACAAUUAAAGGAAAAAAUUAUAGAAUUUAUUUGGUCAGCGAUGUGCCAGAGGAUACUCCAUUUGAACCUCUGGUAAGAAAUGAAAUCUCUGACAUACAAUGGAAAGACGUAAAGAAACUUUCAGUGGCUUGCAAGAAUUCCAACAAGCUUUUUUUAGUGGAUGCUAUGAUAAAACCCAUCCUCAACUUUAUAAAGCGGAAGACUUCAAGUGAAGAUUAUUUAAAGCAAAAAGCUACCUUCGAGUUAUCAAGUCUCUUGGGUAUUGGGGAGGAAGAGGAGACUGCCGAUUAUGGUAGGGAGCUAAUGAAUAUUAUUCAACAAAUGGUUCUAAAAGACAAAUCACAGUCGAAUGCUCCACAGAAAGAAAUAUCAUCUCAACAGUACCCACAUCCACAGCCAAACUUCCCCGAUAUCAGCAACACCAACAUCAACAACUCUGUUCCCAUUCCAGUUUUCCCCAAUUUCCCUUUCAUUCAGAAUCUUCCCCCUCAGCAAAUACCCGCUUUCAUGAAUGGUCAGCUACCUCCUUUACCAUUUUUGGCUCAGCCUUUCCCAUACAUUCCAGGAGGAAUGCCUCCCACAGCAAUGUUCCCACCCGCCAUGCCUCAACAGCAGCAGCAGCAGCAGCCUAAUGGACCUCCUUUUGUCCCACAAGAUACUGGGCCUAAACCAGAAACUUUCAACAGACCAACAUUUUAUAGGUCGAAAGAAGCCGAUGCCUCUCAACUGCUGGACAUUUUACGAAACCCUGCACCAUCACCAGCUCCACCAUCAGCAACUCAAACCGAAUCCAAGAAUUCUGCUGAACUUCUGAGUAUUUUGAAACAACCUAAUUCCAACACCGCUAAUUUGACCGAAAAUACUAUGAAGCAAUUUAAUAAGGAUGUAAGCUCAACGCCAAAGGAACAGAGUGAAAUAUUACUCAAAUACUUGAACGAAUCGUCCACAGACCGAAAUAGUAUUCCUACCAGAGUUCCCUCAACGCCUCCCACAACAGGCGCCACUUCUUCGAAGAACAGAAUACGCAUCUUGAAGCGUGGUACUGCGCUCGACGACCUAUCAACUCGUACUGUUGAACAAGGUAGUCAUAUUGAUGAAAGCUUUAUGAAAGAGGUAUCAUUCAAUUCCGACAACAGACAAAAUGAUAAUAGUUCUACAUCUUCCAAAACAAUAUCAAGAAUUGCACCGUCGAAGAGAGGAACGGAUGCACCCAAGUCACCCUUCUUGAACGGCCCCUCAGUUCCACAGAUAACACAAUCAGGAAAUGAUAAUGACGAUGAUGAAUUCGGUGACUUCAAUCAACUCCAUGAACAACACUAUAGUGAAAAUGAUUCCCAAAUAGAUUUGUAUGAAGGACUUGAUUCCGAUAUGGACGAAUACGUUCCACCUCCAAAAGUUCAAGCCGCAUCUGUUGUUCAAUCUAUCUCAGCAUCUAAGAAUGCUAUUCAGCCAUCAGACGUGAAUAAAUGUAAGAAAUCCAAAGAAAAGAAAGAAGCUCAAGUUGCUGUUGAACCUGUAAAAGCUAGAAAAAAGAUUACUAUUCUCAAAAAAGGAGAUUCAUUAGAAGAACUUCUUAGAAGGUCAAACGAAGGAACGCCAGAACCUCAAAGUUUCAAACCAACUGAAGCAUCAGUUGAUCUGGAUGCUACCAAAGAUUUGACAAACAUCUUGUUUCAAAAGUCUCAAUCCAAUGAGAACCAAUCGGCCGAGCCUCCAAAAGAACAGCCACUCAAGUCAAAUCCAAUCCCGCAACCCAAUGGCAACUCUGGCAGCCAACUUGGGUUACUUGGACUUGUAAAGCAGAACACUGCAUUGAAUGGAAAUAGCUCCGAACUUUUAGAUAUGCUGAAACGCCCAAGCUUCCGGGAAGAAUCACCGGCCAAAAGCAAUGGAUCAUCUGAACUGUUGGACAUUCUACAGAGAAGAGAACCCUCCAUCCCACCAACAGAACCACCGGCUCCUGCGAAUAGCAGUUUGGAGCUUUUAAGUAUUCUCAAAAGCCCCGACCAACAAAAGAAAUCAGAAGACAGUUCCGAGUUGUUGAGUGUUUUGAAAGGCAACGUUCAAGAUAAUGAGCCUGUUAUUAAUAAUGAAAUUCGCAAGGAAACUUCCAACGGAAGCUCUGAACUACUUGGAAUUUUGAAAGGGAACUCAUCUAGUAGUGCCGAGUUGCUCGGUAUGCUUAAGGGUUCCAACUCUGUAGCCCACAUAUAG